Messenger RNA from Vespa crabro (European hornet), 3986 nucleotides. RefSeq names its product probable ATP-dependent RNA helicase DHX34. Gene Ontology annotation, biological process: nuclear-transcribed mRNA catabolic process, nonsense-mediated decay. The coding region runs from base 395 to 3961 and encodes 1188 amino acids. Gene Ontology annotation, molecular function: ATP binding; RNA binding. Lineage: Eukaryota; Metazoa; Arthropoda; Insecta; Hymenoptera; Vespidae. The transcript has 15 exons. Gene Ontology annotation, cellular component: intracellular anatomical structure. The record is from RefSeq and is a predicted model, not a curated record.
AUAUGGUAAAAAUAGCUACGCUAAAUAACGAUAGGAGAAUAUAUGUGUAUUUUCUUUGGUAUGUCAUAGAAAAUGAUAAAUAUAUAUAAUAAAGAUAAAAUUCAUAAAAUAAACUGUAUCAUCAAAAACGAAAUGAUUGACAUAAAUGAAAUCAACAUAAAUAAGUCCUUCGUUAACUGAUGCUUAUAACAUUUUAUUUAUGUGGCUUUACCAUCUAUCUUAAAAUUCAUAGAUCAUUUAUAUUUAUUCGAUGUUAUCGUUAUUACAAUCAGCUGUAGUCUGUAUAUACUUCAGUAAAAACAUGUUAUUUUUAACUGUGCCAUUUAAUUGUGUAUUUUAACAGUUGUUUAAUUAAAACUUUCCUUUAAUUUAAAGGCUAAAUAUUAAAACAAUCAUGUCAUCUCAUUAUGCACCUAAUCAUAAUCGUGAUCAAAAUGACUAUGUUUCUAACAAAAAAAGACAUAAUAAAAGAGACGAUAAUAUUACUGAAAGUAAAAAACAUAAAUCUUUAAGUUCACAUAGUUCGUUUAGUCAUUCAACUUCGCAAAGGAAUAAAGAUGAUGAAGAAUAUAAACAAAUGGAUUUAACAAAUCAUGGCACUGAACAAUCGUAUGAAUAUAAGUCACAAUAUGAUAUUAAAAACUUUUCUUUUAGUAAACAUACAAACGAAUUAAAUAAAGUAUUUACAGCCAAUACAAACUUGAUUCCUGAUACAAAUGACUUUUGGAAAUUUGUUCAUAAAUAUGAAAUGAUAGAAAAAAGAAUGAAUAAUACAAAUGAAAUAGAAAGAGUCUCUGAUUUGAAUUCGCUUGGAGUACCAAAAAUAUAUCAUAAAACACAUUGUAUAAAUUUCAAAUUAAAUUUAAGUUUUGGAGAGUUAUUUGCCAGAGUUCCUGAAACUAAAGCAUUAACAAAAGGGCUAUUAUUGAAAUUCAAAUAUAUAAUUAGUUUAUAUUUAGAUUUUAAACAAAAAGAAAAAUUUACUAAAUUAAAAAAACUUAGAGAAACACAAGCAAAUCUACCUGUUGCUCAAUAUAAAAAUGAAAUUAUUGAAACAAUUAAGCAAGAAAGAGUAGUUAUUAUAGCUGGUGACACUGGUUGUGGAAAGUCAACUCAAGUGCCCCAAUAUUUAUAUUCUGCUGGUUUUAAUAAAAUUGUUUGUACACAACCAAGAAGAAUAGCAUGCAUAUCUUUAGCAAAGCGUGUAGCUUUUGAAACAUUAACUGAAAACUAUAAUGAAGUUGGUUAUCAAAUUCGCUUUGAAAAACAAAAAACUCAAGAAACAAAAAUUACUUUUAUUACAGAGGGUUUACUGUUAAGACAAGUAUCAGGUGAAUCAGGAUUAUUACCCUAUGAUGUUGUAGUAUUGGAUGAAGUACAUGAACGUAAUUUACAUGGUGACUUCCUAUUAGGUGUUAUGAAAUGUAUUAUACAUCAAGAAUCUAAUAUAAAGUUAAUACUGAUGUCUGCUACGAUCAAUAUACAGUUGUUCAGUAAUUACUUUGCAAAAGAGAAUGCAAAAGUGAUACAGGUUCCUGGAAGAUUAUAUCCAAUUCAAUUAUUAUUCCGACCUAUUACUAUAGAAGAUAUGAGAUAUAAAAACAAUAGAUUUAAUCCCAGUCCAUAUGUACAAAUAAUGCAAAUGAUUGAUCACAAAUAUCCAGCUGAUGAAAAAGGUGAUUUAUUAAUAUUUCUAAGCGGAAUGAAAGAAAUUACUGCAGUUGUAGAUGCUGCCAAGGAAUAUAGUACAAAAAAAAAUAAUUGGAUUGUUUUACCAUUACAUAGCUCACUCUCUCUUGCUGACCAAGAUAAAGUAUUUGAUUAUGCUCCAGAUGAAGUCAGAAAAUGUAUUGUAUCUACAAAUAUUGCUGAAACCUCUAUUACCAUAGAUGGAAUUAGAUUUGUAGUAGAUAGCGGUAAAGUGAAAGAAAUGAGUUAUGAUCCUUUAUGUAAAAUGGAGCGCCUUAAAGAAUUCUGGAUCAGUAAAGCUAGUGCAGAACAAAGGAAAGGUCGUGCUGGUAGAACUGGACCUGGUGUAUGUUAUAGGCUUUAUUCUGAAGAGGAAUAUACAGCUCUUGAAGAAUAUUCGACUCCUGAAAUACAACGUGUACCUUUAGAUUCUUUAUUAUUACAAAUGAUUGCUAUGGGAUUACCAGAUGCAAGAAAGUUUCCAUUUAUAGAACCUCCACCAUCACAAAGCAUAGAAAAUUCAAUAUUAUCAUUAAAGGAGCAUAGAGCGUUAACAAAUGAUGAAAAAUUAACAUCUAUUGGAGUAACAUUAGCACGUCUCCCAGUUGAUAUAAGAAUAGGAAAAAUGUUAAUAAUGGGUUCUAUUUUCCAUCAAGUUGAACCAGUAUUAUCACUUGCUGCUGCUUUAAGCAUACAAACUCCUUUCACGAACAGAGCUUAUAAAGACAUAGAAUGUGAGACAUCUAGGAAAAAGUUAGAAUCUGACCAUGGUGAUCCUAUAACAUUAUUAAAUGCAUUUAGAGAAUGGUUGGAAGUGAAACAACAAAGUAUACACGAAUCUAGAGGAAGCGGAAGUAACAGCAGAAAAUGGUGUAGAAGAAGAGGCUUAGAGGAACAAAGAUUUUAUGAAAUGAUAAAAUUACGUACACAAUUUAAAGAAUUACUUCAAGACUGUGGCCUAUUAAAAGGUAUAGUUGAACCAAAUUCUUCUAUGACUAGUGCCGAGCGAGCAAUACGACAUGGUGAAUUAAAACUUCUAAAAUCACUUAAACAAACCUAUAAAAAAAGUGCACCCAGAAAACGUAAACAAUUGAAAAUAGACACAUUUGAUAUACAAUUAGAAGAUAAUGAUAAUAAUGAUGAUGAAAUAGACAUAAAAGAUGUUGAAUUUCGAAUGAAAAAUGACGCAACUCAAGUUCAAAAUCUUUUAACAGCAGCUACUGCAUGUAGUUAUAAAGAUCUAACAAUGUUAAAAUUAAUACUUUGUAGUGGUUUAUAUCCACAAUUUGCAUGUGCUGAUGAAUUUAAUUAUUGCAAGUCUACAAGUGAGCAGCUGUUUCACACAAAAACCAAGCCAUAUGUUGCAUUACAUCCAAUGAGUUUCUUUGGUAAUUAUCCACAAGUUCUGCAACUGGAGGAACAUGAUAUAACAUCAAUACCAGGUUUUAAAAGCAAAACUCCUGUUAGUUCUAAACAUCAAUUAUUAACAUAUUUAUCUCUACUAGAAACUACAAAACCUUAUUUAGUAAACACACUUAAAAUGCCUGCUGCACAAACAUUAUUAUUGUUUGCACAAGAAAUUGAUACUAACGCUACGUUUUCAAUGAUAGUAUGCGAUGCAUGGCUACUAUUAGAAUUUCCUGUACCUGAUACUGGUCAGACACUAUUGAUGAAAUCUACUAAGUUACGUCACAAAUGGGAAUUUCUUUUAAAUGAAAGACUAAAAGAUUCAGGAACUACAAAUAAUAUAUUUAAUAUUAGCAAGAUAGAACAUGAACUUACUCAAGAAUUAAUUGACUAUAUGCAUACGACAGUUCCAUAUGUAAUAAAGCGACUUUUACCUGCUGAUUUAAAAGCAAUAUAUGUUGGCAAUGGCAAUAAUUUUGUACAUAUUGAUCCUAAUCCUUUUAAAGUUGAUUUUAAACCUAUAUGUAAUUCAAUGAAAGGAGGAAUAUAUUUAACUGAUAAUAUUACAUAUAACUGUAUGAAAGAAACGGAUUGGAGUGACAAAAUAGCUGUUGAUAUGUGUGAAACUACCUGGACUUGUCAGCAAUGCAACGUAGAAGGUAUUUUUAACAGUAUUGAAAAACUCCAACAUCAAAGUACUUGUAUGCAGUCAUCAGUAAAAGAAACUACUGAUAAUGUUGAAAAUAUAAAGUCAAAACCUAACAGUCAGGCUUACAAUUGUCCUGAAUGUUCAAAAACUUUUCAUCUUACACCUAUUGAAAUAUUGAAACAUAAAAGGCAACAUAUAAAGACAAAUAUGUCGUGAACAAUUUAAUAUGUUAUUAUUUAAU